AUGCCAAGGAGCAAGGCUGGUGUUUUUCGCCAAAAUAUUUCCGAAACGGAUAUGCUUAAUGCAGUGAAUUUUGUGCUUCAACAAAAAAUGAGUUUAAGUAAAGCUGCAAGACAUUGCAACAUUAAAAAACCAUCUUUAAUAUACCAGUUAAAGCAAUUUAAAAAAUCUGGUAGUUGCGAAUAUUUAUAUUCGCAUACCAAACCAAAAAAAAAUAUUCUCAACAGAAGAAGAGUUAAUAUUGGUAAACUACUUGGUGAACAAUGGCUACGAGAUUUUCGCAAAAGAUAUAAUAACAAGCUACGUAAACCACAACCUACAAGUCUUGGUAGAUCUUCUGCAUUCAAUAGAGAAACCGUAAAAAUUGUAUAUAAAAAUUACAAAAAUGUUUUAGAACGUUAUCAUUUUGAUCCAUCAAAUAUUUGGAACUGUGAUGAAACAGGAAUUACCACAGUUCACGUACCACCAAAAAUUCUAGCUCCAAAAGGCAAAAAACAAAUAGGGAGCAUAACUAGUGCUGAACGAGGCAAUAAUGUAACAAUGAUUGCAGCCAUUAAUGCUACUGGAAAUAGCAUCCCACCAUUACUUGUAUUUCCACGUGCUAAAUUCAAAGAUCACAUGUUAAAUAAUUGUCCUCCUGGAAGUGUAGGAGCAGCUAAUAAGUCCGGAUGGUCAAAUGAAGUCAUUUUUCUGCAAUUUCUUGAACAUUUUAUUAAUAAUGUACGACCAUCAAUUGAAAAACCUGUUCUUUUAUUAAUGGAUAAUCAUGAGAGUCAUGUAAACAUUUCUGUUAUUGAGUUAGCAAAAAAAUCAGGUAUAGUUUUAAUGACAUUUCAUCCUCACACAACCCAUAUAAUGCAACCUCUUGAUCGUGGUAUUUUUGGACCAUUUAAAACUUUUUAUAACAAUGCCAUGAAUAACUGGAUGAUAUCACCAGGUAAUGCUGGUAAACCAUUUACAAUUUAUGAUAUAUCUUACCUUGUUGGUCAAGCUUAUCCUCAUGCUUUUGUACCAAAUAAUAUUAUAAACAGUUUUAAAUGUACUGGAUUUUAUCCAUUUAAUGAAAAUAUUUUCACUGAUAUUGACUUUUUAGCUGCAAAUGUUACUGAUAGGCCAAUGGUGAAUACUGAAGCUUACAUUUCUAAUGAAAGUAUUAAUGUUAAAACUGCUCAAUCCAGUUUACCAUCAACAUCAUCUAUUAUAAUACGACCUCAUCCUGAAGCCAAAUUAAGAAAAACAAAUACUUCAAAAAGACGCAAGGGAAAAUCACGUAUUUUAACUGAUACACCUGAAAUUAAAGUUAUUUUAGAUGCAAAAUCUAAUAACCAACAACUUAAAAAGUCCUCUUCAAGCAAAAGAAAAAAAAUGGCAAAACAGAUUAUUUUUAGUCAGUCUGACAUGUGUUUAAAUAAUGAAAGCUCUGAUGAAAUUGAUUUUGGAGUAAAUAUACUUGAUGAUGAAAGUGAAAUUGUUUCUGGAAGUUUUUUAAUUGUCAAGUUGGUCGGAAAGAAAUACUCUAGACUUUAUGUAGCAGAAGUUAUAGAAGUUGUUGAUAUUAUUAUGAAACUUCCACCACCAAGUAUUGGUGGUGGUUCAUCUAAACGUCAGUAUCUUAUGUUUGAUGUUGAUCUGACUAUUUGUAAUAAUUAA
Hydra vulgaris (swiftwater hydra) is the source of this 1647-nucleotide messenger RNA. The record is from RefSeq and is a predicted model, not a curated record. Lineage: Eukaryota; Metazoa; Cnidaria; Hydrozoa; Anthoathecata; Hydridae.